AUGUUUGGAUUAACUGAAAGGGGAAACAAAAUGUUAAUUCAUCAAGGCUAUAAAUAUAAUAAAGAAGUUUCUCGAAAAGGGACAACUUACUGGACUUGUAAAAAAUAUAGAACACCCGAAAAAUGUAUGGGAAGAGCAAAAACAAUUGGGGAUGAAAUAAUUGAGACACAAAAACAUUCUUGUGUUCCUUCACAAAUUGAUGUUGAAGCUACUCAAAUUCGUAAUAAAAUUCUUCAGAUAGCUGCUUGUUCUUCACAUUCCCCUAUGGUUAUAAUAAAUCAGUGUCUAGCAGGAGCUUCAGAAGAGGCUAAAGCAAUACUUCCAAAACUUGAAUCUUUGGCUACAAGUAUUAGAAGAAAACGAAAAUCACAAGGAAUUAGUAUGGAAAUUAAUGUUGAGGAAGAGGAUUUUAAUUUAGAAAAAAAUAAAGAAAAUAUUUUGCUUGAUACAGGGAUUGGGGACAUUAACAGAGUAAUUGUUUAUGGAACUAAUUUAAAUAUUGCCCGUCUUUCAAAUUGUGAUACUUGGCUAGCUGAAAGUAUUUUUCAAACAAAUUUUGACACUUUCCCCCAACUUUGGAUUAUUUUUGGAUUUUAUAGAGAGCAAUUAAUUCCUUUUAUUUUUUGUCUUCUUCCAAAUAAAAAUGAAGAAACUUAUCAGGCAGCUUUAUUAGCCAUUCUGAAUGCUGUUGGAGAAAUGCGCCCAAAAUUUUUUAUAAUAAAUUUUGAAAGGGAAAUUGAAAAUAUUAUUGGAAAACUUCUUCCACAAACACAAAUAAGAGGAUCUUUAUUUUAUUUUUUAAAAUUUAUGUGGAAAGCAAUUCAAAAUAAGGGGUUGGAAAUACGUUUUGAAAAUGAAGAGGAGUAUGCAGUGAUUUUGAAGAAAUUUUGUGUAUUGGCAUUUUGUGAUGUUGAAGUAAAUUUUAAAUAA
Meloidogyne enterolobii is the source of this 930-nucleotide messenger RNA. NCBI's taxonomy places the organism in Eukaryota, Metazoa, Nematoda, Chromadorea, Rhabditida, Meloidogynidae. The record is from the annotation of a GenBank genome assembly.